CCUGUAAUCACUGUCGCCUUCCUAUACCAAAAUCAAUCAUCGCUUAGUUUGUUUUUAAUAGUUUGUCUAGUUUUUUCCCCUCUCUUUUUCUUUCUAUCCUUCUUAGGCCUAUGUUAGUAGAGGCCUAGAGGAGGGGCUCCGAGAGCUCAUAAAAAAGAAAGGGGAUAAGAAAAACUGAGAAAAAAAGGAAGGAAAGAAAAAAAAGAAGAAAAAAAAAGAUAAAAAGAAUGGCCUCAGACAUUUCAUUUGAAGACCUCAAGAAUGAGAAUAUUGAUCUUGAAAGCGUUCCACUUGAGGAGGUCUUUCAGACGCUAAAAUGUACCAGAGAGGGUCUAACCUCAGCUGAGGGAGACAAGAGACUGCAAGUCUUUGGUCUCAAUAAGCUAGAGGAGAAAAAGGAGAGCAAGUUCCUUAAAUUCUUGGGUUUUAUGUGGAAUCCUUUAUCAUGGGUCAUGGAGGCUGCUGCUAUCAUGGCCAUUGUAUUGGCCAAUGGAGGGGGAAAGCCACCAGAUUGGCAAGAUUUUGUUGGUAUUGUUGUGUUGCUCAUCAUCAACUCCACCAUUAGUUUCAUUGAAGAAAACAAUGCAGGCAAUGCUGCAGCAGCUUUAAUGGCUGGUCUUGCACCCAAAACCAAGGUGUUGAGGGAUGGAAAGUGGAGUGAGCAGGAGGCUGCAAUAUUGGUGCCAGGAGAUAUUGUCAGCAUCAAAUUGGGAGAUAUCGUCCCAGCUGAUGCUCGUCUCUUGGAAGGAGAUCCCCUCAAGAUUGACCAAUCUGCCCUCACCGGUGAGUCCCUACCUGUAACUAGGAACCCUGGUGAUGAGGUUUUCUCUGGUUCCACCUGCAAACAAGGUGAGAUAGAGGCUGUUGUCAUUGCCACUGGUGUGCACACCUUCUUUGGCAAGGCUGCACAUCUUGUGGACAGCACCAACAAUGUUGGUCAUUUCCAAAAGGUUUUGACAUCCAUCGGAAACUUCUGUAUCUGCUCAAUUGCUUUGGGAAUGUUGAUUGAGCUUGUUGUGAUGUAUCCCAUUCAAAGGAGGGCAUAUAGAGAAGGUAUUGACAAUUUGUUGGUUCUUCUCAUUGGAGGUAUCCCAAUUGCCAUGCCAACAGUGUUGUCUGUGACCAUGGCUAUUGGGUCUCACCGUUUGUCUGAGCAAGGAGCCAUCACCAAGAGGAUGACAGCCAUUGAAGAGAUGGCUGGGAUGGAUGUUCUCUGCAGUGACAAGACUGGAACUCUCACCCUUAACAAGCUUACUGUGGACAAGAACUUGAUUGAGGUGUUCCCCAGUGGUAUGGAUAAGGACACUCUUCUCUUGCAUGCUGCCAGGGCUUCUAGAGUUGAAAACCAAGAUGCCAUUGAUGCUUCAAUAGUUGGGAUGUUGGGCGACCCCAAGGAGGCAAGAGAAGGAAUCACUGAGGUGCAUUUCUUGCCCUUCAAUCCUGUGGAUAAGCGCACAGCAAAUACCUACAUUGAUGGCGAAGGCAACUGGCACAGAAGCAGCAAGGGUGCUCCUGAGCAAAUUAUUGAGCUUUGUGGCCUCAAAGGAGAAGCUUUAAAGAAGGCGCAUAACAUCAUUGAUCAGUUUGCUGAGAGGGGUUUGCGUUCAUUGGCUGUUGCAUACCAGACUGUUUCAGAAAAGUCCAAGGAGAGUGCUGGAGAAACAUGGGUGUUCGUAGGCCUUUUGCCACUCUUUGACCCUCCAAGGCAUGACAGUGCAGAGACUAUUCGUCGUGCUCUUGAUCUUGGUGUCAAUGUUAAGAUGAUCACCGGUGACCAACUUGCUAUUGGGAAAGAAACUGGUCGCAGGCUUGGAAUGGGAACCAACAUGUAUCCUUCAUCCUCCCUUCUUGGUGAGAACAAGGAUGCUGCCAUUGCAUCAAUCCCAAUUGAUGAACUCAUUGAGAAGGCUGAUGGAUUCGCUGGAGUAUUCCCUGAGCACAAAUAUGAGAUUGUCAAGAGGUUGCAGGAGAUGAAACACAUUUGUGGAAUGACCGGAGAUGGUGUGAAUGAUGCCCCAGCACUGAAGAAAGCAGAUAUUGGAAUUGCAGUGGCUGAUGCUACUGAUGCUGCCAGAAGUGCCUCAGACAUUGUUCUGACCGAGCCGGGACUAAGUGUGAUUGUGAGUGCUGUAUUAACCAGCAGGGCCAUCUUUCAGAGGAUGAAGAACUACACAAUCUAUGCUGUUUCCAUCACAAUCCGUAUUGUGUUUGGAUUCAUGCUGGUAGCUCUAAUAUGGAAAUUUGACUUCUCACCUUUCAUGGUCCUGAUCAUUGCUAUCUUGAAUGAUGGAACCAUCAUGACCAUUUCCAAGGAUAGGGUGAAGCCAUCCCCUUUGCCUGAUUCAUGGAAACUCAAAGAAAUAUUUGCCACUGGAGUUGUUCUUGGAGCUUACAUGGCCCUCAUUACUGUGUUGUUCUUCUAUUUAGUUCAUGACACCGAUUUCUUCACUGAUGUUUUUGGUGUUAAGUCAAUUGCAGAAAGUGAGGAAGAGCUUAACUCAGCUCUCUACCUUCAAGUGAGUAUAAUUAGUCAAGCACUCAUCUUCGUGACCAGGUCAAGGGGAUGGUCUUAUGCUGAACGCCCUGGCGUGUUACUUAUCACAGCCUUCUUUCUUGCACAACUGGUGGCAACUAUCAUUGCUGUGUAUGCACAUUGGGACUUUGCUAGAAUCCAUGGAGUCGGUUGGGGUUGGGCAGGAGUAAUCUGGAUCUUCACCAUUGUCACCUAUAUCCCUCUUGAUAUCAUCAAGUUCCUGAUCCGCUUGGGAUUGUCAGGAAGGGCUUGGGACAACAUGAUAGAUCACAAGACUGCUUUCACAACAAAGAGUGACUAUGGAAAGGGAGAGAGGGAGGCUCAAUGGGCUGUGGCUCAACGCACCUUGCAUGGUCUCAAAGUUGAAGAAGCUCACUUGAACAACCACCACCAUGAACAUUCUGAAAUCGCUGAGCAGGCUAAACGACGCGCUGAGGCCGAAAGGCUCAAAGAGCUCCACACACUCAAGGGACAUGUUGAAUCUGUGGUGAAAUUGAAGGGUCUUGACGUUGAUACCAUCCAACAACACUAUACAGUCUAAAAGGAUUUUAAGGAAUACAAAGUUCAUACGCUAUCAAUAUUCUGAAGAUUGGAUUAGAGUUUGAAAGCAAUAGAUAAAAUUAUGUACCUUGUCAUUUAAAUUUUCACUUUCACCCCCUUAGAAUAGAGGCGACGCAGUUAUGUAAUACUACUAUGAAACAUAUAUUGUAGCUGGUUGUUUUUAUAUACCAGUAAAUAAAUAAUAAGUUAGUAUUAUAUUAGAAAUAA
Messenger RNA from Lotus japonicus, 3301 nucleotides. Its product is annotated as ATPase 8, plasma membrane-type-like. The transcript has 14 exons. Gene Ontology annotation, biological process: regulation of intracellular pH; proton export across plasma membrane. The coding region runs from base 228 to 3074 and encodes 948 amino acids. Gene Ontology annotation, molecular function: P-type proton-exporting transporter activity; ATP binding; ATP hydrolysis activity. The record is from RefSeq and is a predicted model, not a curated record. Gene Ontology annotation, cellular component: plasma membrane. Lineage: Eukaryota; Viridiplantae; Streptophyta; Magnoliopsida; Fabales; Fabaceae.